Molecule: messenger RNA, 3961 nt
Organism: Dinoponera quadriceps
Lineage: Eukaryota; Metazoa; Arthropoda; Insecta; Hymenoptera; Formicidae
Gene: Wdfy2
Product: WD repeat and FYVE domain-containing protein 2
Exons: 7
Coding region: 325-1551 (408 amino acids)
Molecular function (GO): metal ion binding; protein binding
Source: RefSeq, a predicted model, not a curated record
UGCCCGUGUAACAUUACGAAUUAAGAUCGAGAUUCGAUUGAAAUGCGACCAAUCAGAGUAAGCUUAACCAAACCUGCGUUUAGUGAACUUUCCCCUGAUUCGUGAAAUCAAUCUCACUCCUAAUACGUAGUGCGACACGGGCAUAACGUCUGCUUCGCCGGACCAUGGAUCCGUAUCCUCCCCCUCUCGCCCCCCGUUGUUUCUUUUCUCCGUCAUCGAAUGGUGCCAGUCUUGAGUAACGCGUGAGCCGCGACGACACCGAAGACCGACAACUGUCAAAUGACAAUCUCAUUUGCGGGAUUACGUGCGUGUGGUUGAGAAAGAAUGGCAGCGGAGAUAAAACCCGCCCCAGGAGUGAACAACGACAAAUUCAGCAGCAGCCGUAAGCCGGUCCUUCUCUCGAAAUUGGAGGGAUGCAGUGACGACGUGAACGCGGCUAUCAUUAUCCCGCGGGAGGAGGGUGUAAUCAGUGUUUGCGAUGACAGGACAGUCCGAGUAUGGCUGAAGCGAGACUCCGGCCAUUACUGGCCGAGCAUUUGCCAGUACAUGCCAGCAGGCGCUACUUCGAUGCAUUAUUGCAUAGAAACGAGGCAGCUGUUUGUGGGCUUGGAUAACGGAGGCAUUAAUGAAUUCAUUUUGGAGCAGGAUUACAAUCGGAUGACGGCGAUGCGCGAGUACCUGGCGCAUCAGGCGAGAGUGACGGGGAUUAUUUUCGCGCCAGACUGCGAAUGGGUGUUGAGCAUAGGUCGCGACAAGUUAUUCCAAUUGCACAGUUCCGAGACGGGACAUAAGCUGGGGUCGUAUCAGACGGACGCUUGGUACACCGCACUGCAAUUCGAUACCCAGUCCAAGCAUGCUUUCGUGGGCGACUACUCCGGUCAGAUAGCGAUGUUGAAGCUCGACAAUAAUGGCGUUACCUUUAUUACCACGUUGAAGGCGCACAGAGGGAGCAUUCACACGUUGGCGUGGGACUUCGAGAAGCAGCUGCUGUUCUCCGGCAGUUUCGACCGCAGCAUCAUCGUCUGGGACAUCGGAGGUCGCCAAGGCACCGCUUACGAACUCCAAGGGCACCACAACAAGGUGACCGCUUUGUGUUACGCGAGUGCGGAGCGCGUGUUAUUGUCCGGAGGUGAGGAUGGUGUGAUCGUAUGCUGGAACAUGGCGGCAAACAGAAAGGAGACAGCAGCUUGGGUCGAGUCUGACACCUGUCAGGCGUGCGGGAGGCCCUUCUUCUGGAACAUAAAGGCGAUGAUGGACCAACGGCAGUUGGGCCUGAGGCAGCACCACUGCCGCCACUGCGGACGCGCAUUGUGCGCCCGCUGCACCUCGCAACGAAUACCGAUACCGACGAUGGGCUUCGAAUUCGAGGUCAGAGUCUGCGACCAGUGUCAGAUACAGUUGAAAUCCGAAAAUCAACUGUCCCUGGCGUCUUUCCACGAUGCCAAGCACAGCGUCGUCGGGAUGGACUUGGACAUCGCCAGGCGAAGAUUGCUUACAGUCGGGCAGGAUCGCGUGAUUAAGAUUUGGGAUAUAUCCGCGCUCUUUCAGUGAAUUUCGUUAUGUAUGUAUGUUGGUAAAAAGAAAAAGAAAAAGAAAGAAAAAAAAAACGGGAAUCAAACUACGCGGGAUGUACGCCGAGGUAUCGUCGUCGUAUAGAACUCGGGAGAACAGAUUCUCCCGGAGCCUAUUUUUGUGAUCAUACGAUUACGUUCGAUCGACUCCGAUUGGGUCCUUCGCGCAAGUCGCUUCCGGGUGGAGAGUAGAGAGCGAGAUAGAUCAGUCAGUCAGAUUUAUCCGUGAUUUAACCUAAGCUAAGAGCAUGGCUUAAUCUCCAUCUUUUCUGCAUCAGACGCCGAGAUAAACGCGGAGGAUAGAGUGAGAAGUGGCAGUGUUGAUUUAGCGGCUGUUGCUGAAAAAGAGAAAGAGAGAGAUAUACAGGGCGUCGACGGACGGUUAUACUUCCAGAAGAGAGCACCUUGUUCGUGCGUAAACGAAUAAUCCUUGCGUAUAUGAACGUACACGCGAAACACACACACACACACACACUUUUCCUAGAUUCGAGACACAUCAGUAGUCAACGCCGUAUGUCGCGGUAGUAACUACGAGUUUUGAAACAUCUUUUGGAAUAUGAGAUUGGAUUUUUUAUGAUCGACUUUAUACUCUCCCCCCCACACGUUAGAUCGUUUCGUGGCGGGACUUUUUCAAUUGAGACUUACCCCCGCAUUCUGCUUGGCCCAUCCCCGAAAUUUGCGAUCAUCUCGUCUCACUUCACACGCCGGUGGCAGCGCACACCUUCCCGAGAGAACACUCACAGAAUCGGGCAGCCCGCGGCCUUUCCCGAAAUGUAUAUAUCGCAAUCACAUAUCUAUGUAUGGUUGCACACUUAGUUAUCAUCGAAGUCCUUUCAAGUACUUUCACGCUGCUACAUUAUUCAUAUUUUACAUGUAUGUUUCCGUUGAAAAGAAAAGAAAAAGAAAUCACCACCAGGAGUCUAAUAUUCGAUAGUGUUAUGAGCAUCGACUAUUUUAGUGUAUUUUAUCAAACGCAUAAGAAAUAGGCGAGUAUUUCAAUAGUCUCGAACCCUUUCGUAUCGUUUCUACAAUAUCCCUUAAGCUAUAUUGGUAACUUGAAUAUACAUAUAUAUAAGGUGAGGCACCUAACUUAGCUACCUCGAGAAAACUUACAUGUAAGUUACACGUUGUACAAGAAAUUAUUAUAUACAAAAGUUGCAUGAUCUCGAGGUCAUCACACGGUGUAUAAAUCUUUUUUUUUUAUAAGCGCUUCAGAGAUUUCAAGGUCAACUUCGUUCUUUUUAAAUGGAAUGUCGCAUUUUUUUGCCAUCGUUAGAAAGUAUGUUUAAUGUUGCGUUUAAACGUAUUGCCAUUAAUUUGCCUGGACCUAAGAAAUAACGAGAUAUUUAAGGAAACAAAGAGUGAAAAAGAAGUUGGAGAUUUCAUAUCUUGGUUGAAUGUAAUAACAUGAACAAGCCAGCCAAUAACAAUUUCUCGUGCAACGUGUAAUUUACAAGUUUUCCGAGGUAGUUAAGUUAGGUGUCUCACCCUGUACACACACACACAUACACACACACUAUUUUAACUAUAUUAUAUUUUGAAACAACUCAAGUAGGUAGCGAUAUACUUUCACCUAAGUCCUAGUCCUAUAUUUGUUACAACUUACGAUUGUUUAAUUAUUAUUAUUAUAUACUGUUUUAUGUGAGUGCCAGCGAGUAAGAGAAUAUCCGCCGUUAAUACGAUAUAUAUAUAUAUAUUGAUCACUACCUUCCGACGACCGAAGUCUUCUCAAGUACAAUAAAAAUAGGUACAAGCUAUGCAAAAUUAAUUCAUCCGAUGGCAACCCGACGCUCCCACGAUCUUAUUGUCGCGCGACAGAAUUGUGUCACAAUUUAUUUUUCGUAAAGAGAAUAAAAUAAAAGGGACUCGAAUGAGAAUUUUCGGACAGUUCACGAAAUCGAUAUCAGUGAUCAUGAGCUUCCAUCCUAGACACCUUGCAAUAUCCGUAGAUAAAUAACUUUUUUGUAAUACCAAAAAAAGUGAAACUCUUUUGUGUACUGUGCUGUGUGUGUGUGUGCGUGUGUGUAUGUGUGUGUGAGAGAGAGAGAGAGACACGCAUAUGCUUCGUUCAAUUUAUCCCCCAUCCUCUUAGUCUCGAUGUACAUAAAAUGCAUAUCUUGUACCUGAAGCUGUGUGUUAUGAUCCGUCGCGGUGUGAUCUUCGCUGUGAUCACUAUGAUUUCGCACGCGCGUACACGCGCCGGAGAGAGAGACGAUUAUUAUGUAGAAGGAAUUAUACACACACACACAUACACACACACACACACACAUACCCUUGUUAUUAAAAUGCCAUCCGGAUUUAUUCGCGGGAUAAAUCCUGCAUUUUGAGUAGACGUGCAUGUGCAAAUGCAAUUUGCACGGCCCGAGUAAAAAAAAAAAAAACUAUACGAA